Molecule: messenger RNA, 1716 nt
Organism: Aaosphaeria arxii CBS 175.79
Lineage: Eukaryota; Fungi; Ascomycota; Dothideomycetes; Pleosporales
Product: cyclohexanone monooxygenase
Exons: 1
Coding region: 1-1716 (571 amino acids)
Molecular function (GO): NADP binding; N,N-dimethylaniline monooxygenase activity; flavin adenine dinucleotide binding
Source: RefSeq, a predicted model, not a curated record
AUGGGUUCCGUUCCGCAGCCUUCUCAUAGUUCCUUUGAUGUUGUCAUCAUUGGAGCAGGAUUAUCUGGUAUCUGUAGCUUGUAUCAUCUUCGACAGCGAUUUCCCUCAUGGAAAAUCAAAAUCCUCGAAGCGGGCACGGAUGUUGGAGGCACUUGGUAUUGGAAUCGGUACCCUGGAUGCCGGUUUGACUCCGAGUCUCUCUCGUACGGCUUUUCCUUCGAUAAAGAAAUGUUGCAAGAAUGGCAUUGGAAGGAGGCAUUCUCUCCACAACCGGAGACACACAAAUAUAUCCGUCGCGUCGCCGAGAAGAACGACCUAUACAAAGAUAUCAUCUUGAACACCCGAAUCAAGUCAGCUGUUUGGAACGACCAGCAGCACUUCUGGACAUUCGUGGACGAGUUGGGCAACGGCUAUAGUGCACGAUUCUUCAUCAGUUGUCUAGGCUUUCUGUCCUCCCCAACUCUACCCGCAAUUCCUGGGGUAGAAACUUUCAAAGGUGAAUCCUUCCAUACUUCGCGCUGGCCCGACCACAUCGACAUCAAUCGCGAUUUUGCAAAUAAGCGAAUCGGAAUUAUUGGUACAGGUGCCACUGGUAUUCAGACCAUUACAGCCAUCUCCAAAGUUCCCAAUGUCAAAUCGCUGUCCGUUUUCCAAAGGACAGCAAAUUGGUCCGCACCACUGCGAAACUCAGAAAUAUCAGUACAGCAAAUGGACGAGCACAAACGAAACUACGAUGCGAUAUUCAAAAUAUGUGCUGAGACACCAUCAUGCUUUAUGCAUGAAGCCGAUCCACGCAAAUCUACCGAUGUUACCGAGGAAGAGAAGAUCGCCUUAUGGGAAAAGAAAUACAAUGAGCCUGGAUUUGGAAAAUGGCUCGGGGUUUUUAGCGACACGUAUAUUGAUCGUCAAGCAAAUGAAGAGUACUCUCGCUUUAUGGCAGACAAGAUCCGCGCUCGCGUUCACGACAAAGAGACAGCAGAAAGCCUGAUCCCAAAGAACCACGGUUUCGGAACGCGUCGUGUGCCUCUUGAGAGUGGAUACUUCGAGGCUUACAACAAACCUCAUAUCAACUUGGUAGACCUGAAGAAGACGCCGAUUACAAGCAUAAACGAGGGCGGUAUCAACACAACAGAUGGGAAGUUCCAUGAACUGGAUGUCUUGAUUUAUGCGACCGGUUUCGAUGCUAUUACUGGCGCCUUUAACGCAAUCGACUGGCACGCAAAGGAUGAUAGGCCUCUUAUUGCGAGCAGCGACGACAAGACCAAAAAGAAUCCCAUUUGGCCCGACCACAGGCCGCGUACUUUCCUCGGCCUCACCGCCCCAGCAAUGCCCAACACGUUCAUGGUCCUCGGUCCUCACCAGCCUUUUGGAAAUGCGACCCGAAGUAUCGAACAUGCUACACAGGUAAUCACCGACUUACUGGCGUUCUGUAAGGACAAUGGAUAUACAUAUGUUGAGCCCACCGAACAAGCGGUCCAAGAGUGGACUGACCAUGUUGUGGAUUGUAGCAGAAGCAACACUCUUGUCAAUGAGGUGGACAGCUGGAUGACCGGAAUAAACACCAACGUCAAAGGAAAGACUGAGCGCAGUGUCGCUCGCUAUGCUGGUAGUGCUAUUGAGUACCGGAGGCGAUGUGAGGAUUGUAAGGCGUCAGGGUACAAGGGUCUUAAGUUUUACAGAGACAACAGCACUGCAGAUGUUCAGGCUCGGUUGUAA